CAGGAGAUGACCAGAGACUGCGGACAGUACAGGAGAUGACUAGAGACUGCGGACACAGUACAGGAGAUGACCAGAGACUGCGGACAGUACAGGGAUGACCAGAGACUGCGGACACAGUACAGGGAUGACCAGAGACUGCGGACAGUACAGGGAUGACCAGAGACUGCGGACACAGUACAGGAGAUGACCAGAGACUGCGGACAGUACAGGAGAUGACCAGAGACUGCGGACAGUACAGGGAUGACCAGAGACUGCGGACACAGUACAGGGAUGACCAGAGACUGCGGACACAGUACAGGGAUGACCAGAGACUGCGGACACAGUACAGGGAUGACCAGAGACUGCGGACAGUACAGGAGAUGACCAGAGACUGCGGACAGUACAGGGAUGACCAGAGACUGCGGACAGUACAGGAGAUGACCAGAGACUGCGGAAAGCACAGGGAUGACCAGAGACUGCGGACAGUACAGGAGAUGACUGCUGACCUUUGGGGAGGGAGGGGGAGCGGGUACCUG
Messenger RNA from Staurois parvus, 515 nucleotides. NCBI's taxonomy places the organism in Eukaryota, Metazoa, Chordata, Amphibia, Anura, Ranidae. The record is from the annotation of a GenBank genome assembly.